This is a messenger RNA of Babesia microti strain RI, 6810 nucleotides long. RefSeq names its product DNA polymerase epsilon subunit 1. Bases 1 to 6810 code for a protein of 2269 amino acids. Gene Ontology annotation, molecular function: zinc ion binding; nucleotide binding; DNA-directed DNA polymerase activity. Gene Ontology annotation, cellular component: nucleus; epsilon DNA polymerase complex. The record is from RefSeq and is a predicted model, not a curated record. Gene Ontology annotation, biological process: mitotic cell cycle; DNA replication; leading strand elongation. The transcript has 12 exons. NCBI's taxonomy places the organism in Eukaryota, Apicomplexa, Aconoidasida, Piroplasmida, Babesiidae.
AUGGAGCCAAAGUAUAAAGGAACAACAAUCAGAACUGGCUACCUAUACAACGUAGCGGUAAAUAACAUAACAAUAAAUACAUCUAGCGACACUUUUAAUUACAACAGCAACUCCUCCUCCUUUGAAAAGUUACAGAGUAGUCGCAACUUCAGCGAAAUAAACACCUUUUCUGCGCUCAAACUAUUUUUUGUAUCAGAAGAUGGACAGGAUUGGUUUACAAAUUUGGUCCAUCUACCUUAUUUCUAUGUGGGCCUCAGUAACGAUAAUUACCUAGACCAUGUCAAACAUUUUCUCGAACAAAAUGUUAAGGGAUUGGUUGAGAAGGUAUAUAGGGAGGAUUUGUCUCGUCCCAACCACAUCAAAAAUCCAAAACUUUCAAAGCAAGCUACUAAGCGAAGCUUUCUAAAGAUUAGUUUUGCAACCAUAGACCUAUUGCGCCAAGGAUUGCAAUACAUCAGAUCAAUCAAGUCUAGAUACAAAGACUCUAACGCUUAUGACACCAGCAAAUUAAACAAUAAUGCUUGCUUGCGAUUUUCUCAUGUGAAACAGCACCUAAAUAACUUGUGCAAUGACCAAUUUAAUGACUUUAACCCAGACUGUCUAGCCUACAUAGAUGAGUGCUACGAAGCAGAUGUUAGAUACAUAACUAGAGUGCUGAUCGAUAAGAACAUUCGUUGUGCCAGUUGGUAUAACGUGGAAAUUGCAUCUACAGACAAUCUGACACUAUCACUUAAUCAGAUUGAUCGGACAAUACUUCCGCCACUAAAUGUUCUUGCAUGGGACAUUGAGUGUUACAAGGCGCCAUUAAAGUUUCCUGAUAUGGAAGUGGAUCCGAUAAUCUUAAUAUCAUUCAUGUUUAAUGGGCAGGGCUACUUGUUAGUUAAUCGGGAGUAUGUAUCUCAUGAUAUUGAAGAUUUUUCAUAUAAACCAAAUCAUGACCUCUCUGGGGCAGGAACUUUUAGAGUAUUUAACGAACCCAAUGAGUAUGCAAUUAUUAGCAGAUUUUUUGAGUGUGUUAAAAAUUUGGGCACACAUAUUUUGGUCACUUACAACGGAGAUAACUUUGACUUCCCCUAUUUAUAUAGAAGAGCCCAAAUUAAUAACGUGAGAAACCCCUUGGCAAACAUUAAAAACAUGGAAAACAAGUUUACAAGGAGUGAAUUCCUUAAUAUGGAUUGCUAUAAAUGGGUUGAAAGGGAUUCAUAUCUGCCAAAUGGUUCAAGAACACUUAAACAAGUAUGCCGCAUCAAGCUAAAGUAUAACCCAGCCGAGGUGGAUCCAGAAGAAAUGAUUACAUUGGCCAUAAAUGAUCCACAAACUUUAGCAACUUACAGUGUCUCAGAUGCUGUAGCCACAUAUUAUUUGUACAUUAAAUUUAUCCAUAAUUUUGUGUUGGCGCUAAGUUAUAUUAUACCUUUGGCUGUGGAGGAUGUAUUGAGACAAGGUUCUGGUACACUGUGUGAAAAUUUACUAAUGGCAGAGGCCUAUGCCAAGGAAAUAAUCUUCCCAAAUAAACACCAAUCAGAAUCUUCUAGCUAUUAUAAAGAUGAAAACACUGGAAAAUUCCAUCUCAUCUAUGACGAUUCAUACGUGGGUGGUAAAGUAGAGACACUGCGUUGCGGGCUCUAUCGCGAUGAUUUACCCGAGCAAUUUACAAUUGACCACAAUGCAUACCAGCAGUUGAUCGAUAAUAUAGCAGAGACCAUAAGCCAUUGGGGGAAGAAUCUCAAUCCUCCCAAGCAUUGCAGUUGCUCGGUUGAUACACUUGAACACAACGAGUCAGAUUUAAUUGUAGGUAAGAUGGAUAGAAAUUUGCACUACUUUACAAACAUUCGAGACAUAUACGACGAAAUACACUCCAAAUUAACUGAUUUGAAGAAUGCAAAGCAGCUCUAUUGCCUACCAAAAGUAAUCCAUUUGGAUGUGGGAGCCAUGUAUCCAAAUAUCAUAUUGACCCACAGGCUACAACCUACUGCUAUAGUGAACGAAGAGUUUUGCAGUAAGUGUUCGUACUAUUCUGAAGCACAUGAGUGCCAAAAGCGGAUGAAGUGGAAGAGAAAAAUUGAAAUAUCACCAAUUGAUCACAGUCACAUAAUGCCAAUUCUAAAUGAAUUAAAAACGCGUGUUUAUAAGCCUACGCAGAGGAAAUUUUACAAUUCAGUCACUAAUAUAGCAUCUGAAGAUGAUAUCAGUGACUUUGGAUCUGAUAGUGAUGGGGAAAAUAUUAAUCUUAAAAAACCGGAAGCCAAGGUUACCAGUGUCAAAUGGAAUCAGUUGAGCGCAAAGGAGCAAAAUACAGAACUGAUGAAAGCUGUGAAAGCAUAUUCAUUAAAAACAACCCAAAAGAGCAAAUUAGUUAAGGAAGUAGAAGUCGAAAGCAUAGUAUGCCAGCGAGAAAACCCCUUCUACGUCAAUACGGUACUAAAGUUUCGUGAUCGUAGGUAUGUCUUUAAACGUAAUGUUAAACAGGCGGAAAGAAUUAAGCACAACAUUUUACAGUCUUCUGUUGUAGACAUAGUUAAGCUUAAGGAGAUUAACGAAUCAAUAUUGAUAAAUGAUUCUUUGCAAUUGGCGCACAAGUGUAUUCUUAACAGUUUUUACGGCUACGUCAAACGUAAUGGGUCUAGGUGGUUUAGCAUGGAGAUGGGAGCAAUAGUAACUUUUACUGGAUCUCAAAUAAUCGAAUUUGCUAGGAAACUGAUUGACAAGAUUGGUAUAGCGAUUGAGUUGGAUACCGACGGUAUUUGGUGUAUGCUGCCCGAAAAAUUCCCUUUCAUUUUUAAUUUGCAAUACUUUGUUUGUACCUGUGGUACAAACCAAAAGUUAGAUAAACUAACUUUUGAAUAUCCCACUAAUAUGCUUAAUUUGCUGAUUGACAAAAACUGGGCAAACACCCAGUAUUUGGAAUAUGAUGAAUUGACAGAGAAAUACCGCAUUGAAAGGCAUAACCAUGUGGAAUUUGAGCUUGAUGGACCAUGGUAUGGAAUGUUUUUGCCUGCAUCUGAAAAAUCAGAAGAAUUACUAAAGAAGCGCUAUGUUGUGUACAAUCACCAAAAAUGCAUUAGUGAACUUAAGGGCUUUGAAAUAAAACGAAGGGGGGAAUUACAAUUAAUCCAGCGAUUUCAAGAGGAAAUUUUUGGGAAAUUUGCAUUAGGAACCACUAAACAGGAGGCGUUCAGCCACGCUGCCGCAGUAGGUAUUAGGUGGAGAAGGACUUUGGAUGACAAGGCAAAAUGCAUUAGCGAUGAUAUGGAACUGUUUGAUCUUUUGAUGUCUAAAAGUGUCAUUAAAAAAUCUGUUCUUGAGCAGCCUAAUAUGAAGGGAUUUGGUAUUACAACGGCACGGCGUUUAUCUGAACUAUUAAACAACCCUAUGUACAUUCAGGAUCGAAACGUUUCCACACAAUUUUUGAUCACAAAUAAGCCAAGCGAUGCUGAUAAAACGGCGCGUGCCAUUCCAAUUCAACUUUUUCUUUCCGAAGAUACUACCAGGCAUGCUUUUAUUUCCAAAUGGCUAAAGGUCUCAUUAUCUCAGGCAUCUCAAUUGAACUCUAGGGACAUUUUGGAUUGGGAUUACUAUCGUCAAAGGCUUGAUAUCCAGUUGUUGAAGUUGAUAUGCAUACCUUGCAUAAUUCAAGGGGUGCCAAAUCCAAUACCUUUUAUAAAGAUUCCGGAUUGGCUUUACCGCAAAGAGAGAUCGCUGAACCCAAGCCAGGGGAGGAUUACUGCAUUUUUUGCUUCUAAACCUGCACAAUUAGUUGAUUCCAAGGAUAGCAAUAAAUGUGCAAGUAAAGGGGAUGUAAUAGAUUUGACAACACAAAUAGUCGAGUGCGAUAAAGAGGUCCUAGUCAUAGACUCGGACGGUGAGAAAACUCCAAUAGACGUUGAUUCUAUUAUAUCACAAGAGAUAACUCGAUUACGAGGUAAAUGGUCGUUUCAUAUUUUGAAUUUGUUACGGCGCAAAGUGGGCCGUAUUGAGACAGUUUCCGACAACUUGUAUACUUUUUUAAAAGGAGUUUCAAUGGAUAGUUUAACAAUUGACGAUUUAUAUACUUUAUUUACAGAGACUUGGCACAUAAUUGACAUACAAUCAACUCUAAGGCUUGGGAUCUUCAAAUGUCAAAUCUCUGUGCUGAAUCACAAUAAAAUUUAUCAAGUAUACAUCACUGUUAAGCGAUGGAUUUACAUCAAUUUUGAGGGUGAUCUGAAUGAUUUGCCCUAUGAGAUUACUAAAAACGCCAAAGUUAUAAAAGUGAGACACAGCCUUCCAAAAUCAGCUGAAAAGAAAACCUUAUUACAGCUUGAAUUGUAUGAGGAGAAUGCUGUACAGUCUGUGUUCACACUGAAUGCUUUGUUUCACAACAAGAUAAGGGGGAUUUACGAAUCUAAGAUUCCACUAAUAUUUGACUUUAUCGUUCGUAAGGGAAAUGAGAUAGCAGUGGACAAAGAUAAGUUUCAAACAGCUGUGUCUGAUAACGGGAGCACUAUGAUAAAUAGUUUCAAUGAGAAAUCCUUAGCUGGGAUCUCAUUUGGGAGUAACUCUUCAAAGUACUUAAUGGAUGCGGAUAUUAGAUAUGUAUACGUUUAUCACUCUUACACCGAUGGCAAUAUCACAAGAUUCUGCGCCAUAAUAUAUUCAGCGCAGAACAAGGGAGAAGAAGUGUCGGCGACUGAUAUUAUUUCUAGUUUAAUUAUUGUUGGCGGAUCCAAAGAGAUAACCCAAAAUGUAUCAUCGGAACAAAUGGUAGAAUUAAUGAAGCAGUUUAAACAGGACUACGACGGUGGAGACAUGCUAAAAGACUAUGAGUAUCAGCCAUUCCCUAACUGUAUAAACAAUUUUUCUGAAGCUAUUAAAUUUGACCAUAGAUCACCGAGCAUAUCGUGCAAAAAUGCCAUUAAAUAUUUUACAAACUAUUUGCAGUCGUUGGUUAACCUUAAAAAAUGCUUAUUCAUAGUUAACACGUCACUUGAAGACAACAACUUGUUCAGUUGUGUAUAUGACAACGUGUUAACGAUCAAUAAUAUGACACUGAAUUUUAGGUUAAAGAUGGCGCCGGACAGUACGUUUUUACAAGCAAAUGUGAGGGAUUCAUUGUCUUUGCUACAGGAUGAUUACUUCAAUUUUGAGGAGAAAUUGGCAUUGGCCCGCAUCUCUGGUCUGCCAAUUAAUAUGAUUAUAAACGAGACAACUAUCGAUGUGGCCAGACUGUUCCUUGACAUAUCAUAUGCCAGAUCGCUACGUUCGUUUAAUCACAUACUAUGGUGUAAUGAAGAUACCCAAUCUACCAAAGUUAUUGACUAUGACAUUAUUAACAAUUGUAUGCUUAAAAUGACCAAUAGUGGUAUUUACCGCGGUUAUGUGGUCAAAAUAGAGUUCGAUCCCUCAAUAAUAUUCCACGCUAUAAGGCACGCUAAUAAGUUUGAGUCGGUAGACAAGAGUAAUAACCUCCAUCAUUCAUCAAACGAGCCCUUGAAGAUUUUGGCCCAAACACUGGAUGGUAUAUUAAAAACACUAAUGAACCUAUACGAAUCAAUAAGCUACCGCUCAUUUCAAAACAUAUUUCAAACGUUAACAAACAUUCGUGCCUGGAUAUCUGACAGCUCGAGCAUUCUAUAUGACCCGUUGUUAUAUAGUCAAAUUGUAAUAUGUUAUGAAAGUUAUUUGUCUCAACUGUUGCUACAAUUAAAAUCCAGGUUUGGAAUUAUGCCUAUAUACGUUGGUUCGAGCUUUGCCAUUCUGGAUACUGGGCAGGUAAACGUUGAAAUGGGAAGACAAGUCAUUGAUUUGGCCAUGAGAAGCAUAAAAUCGUUGGGAAGUUGUUACGAAAGCGUCACUUUUACUUUGUGUGACGAAUACAUAGCGGUUAUACAGCUUAACGAUGAUAAUUAUAUAAGAUUCAAAGAAUACUCCCCGCACAACGUUAAAAAUUCGGUUGAGGACUUACCCCUUCUAAAGCUUUACCCCUUGCCCAUACAAGGUUUUUUUAGGGAUUUAAUUGACAGUAUCGUAUUGACUCCACUUAUUAACACGUUGAACAAUUGCGGUCAGACUAAAGAUAAGAUGAUUGAGUCGGAGGAAUUAUUAUGUACUUCCAUUCGAGAUUGGUGGCUCGGUGAUAAUCUGUAUCAAAACAUAGAAAAUUUGCUGCGUGACAGGAAUACCUUUCUUACAGAAUAUCUUAAUGAUGAAGAUUCUAAAAACACUGAGAACCUCAUCACAAGUCUAGAAUUUCCAAUGAUUCCUGGAACAUUUGCAACAGCGGCCACUGACUGGAAAUGUGAAGCUGUGGGCUUGGUUACUUGCUUGCUUGAAAUAGAGAAAUCAUUAAAUAUACAAAAAGAUGGGGAGUUACAAGAGUUGUUACACCGUUUUAAGAGCAUUGUUGGUAGCAACCCUCACACGAUACCUAAUAGUUUGGCUCGUAGCGUGAUUAAUGACAAACUUGUACUCAGGGAUAUGUGUUGCACUAAUUGUUUUGCAAUGUCAAACAUAAAUAUUACCAUCAUAAAUAAUCUAACAAUUUGUGAUUAUUGUAAUGAACCGUGGGACCAGGAAACCAUCGAGCUCAAGCUUAUAGAUUAUCUAGAGGAAUUUUUUUACGCGCUUCAUGCGCAGAAUUUCAGAUGCGUAUAUUGCAGCCACGCGCGUAUCUCAUAUCAAUCUACCAAUUGCAAUUGUGGAAAUGUCUAUGCCGAUUCAUUGGACAUUAAUACUUGGCUUUAUGCUGUGGAAAUUGUGAGAAAGAUUGCAAAGACCAAUGAGUACCACCUGUUGAGUUCGGCUAUUAAACAGUUUGACUAUCUGAUCUAA